This is a messenger RNA of Meloidogyne enterolobii, 505 nucleotides long. Lineage: Eukaryota; Metazoa; Nematoda; Chromadorea; Rhabditida; Meloidogynidae. The record is from the annotation of a GenBank genome assembly.
UAUGAAAAUUUACAGACAAAACAAUAAAGAAAAGUUGAAAGAAGAUAACCGAAAAUACCGAGAAGCUAAUAAGGAAAAGAGGCGGGAAUCUGGUCGAAAAUACCGAGAAGAUAAUAAGGAAAGGUUGAAAGAAUCUAACCGAAAAUACCGAGAAAAUAAUAAGGAAAAGUUGACUGAAUCUAACCGAAAAUAUAAACAAAAUAAUAAAGAAAAGAGACGUGAAGCUGAUCGAAAUUAUUCCCAAAAUAAUAAAGAAAAGAGGAAAGAAUAUUUCCAAAAUUAUCGAGAAAAAAUGAAAAAUAAAAAGGAAAACUUAAAAAAUGUUGAUCCGAAAGUAGGCUUGCGUGUUGUAUUUCAAAAAAAUACCGGAACUAGAACAGGAACUUCCGGUAAAACUAAAAUAAGGGUACGAAAUAGCGAAACGAAAUUUCGAUCAACCCUGAUUCAAACCUUUCGCAAUGCACUUUCCUUUAAUUUAGACAUGCACUUUUAUUUUUUAUUAUGA